AUGACUCCUCACUAUUCUUUCAAUUUGCAAUUCUUCCACCCUGAAGACGAAAAUUGCUUGCAUUUCCAGGGACUUACGUCAUUUUUAUCUUUAACUAUUGAGCUUUGUACUCUUAAAGUCAACUAUAAGACCAUUCUCGAGCUUCGAAAAGAGAAGAGUAGAGAUGCAGCAAGAUCUCGCCGUGGUAAAGAGAACUAUGAAUUCUACGAAUUGGCGAAGAUGCUGCCUCUACCGGCUGCUAUUACCAGCCAGCUGGACAAAGCCUCCAUCAUUAGGCUCACUAUUAGCUACCUAAAGCUUCGUGAUUUCUCAGGACACGGUGACCCUCCAUGGAGUCGGGAUACGCCGCCUACCAGCAAAGCUCUAAAAGGACCAAAUUGGUUUGCUGAGGUUCGAACAAUCGAGCUUGGUUUAAAAUCACAUGCAUUACCAACCAACCAAUACGGUGCUCAAAACAGACGGACAGGCCUCGGCCUGGCGAUGGACCUCUUUGAGCAGCAUCAGGGCACACACAUACUCCAGUCCCUCGACGGCUUUGCAUUAUCUGUAGCAGCUGAUGGAAGGUUCCUGUACAUAUCUGAAACUGUUUCAAUAUAUUUAGGAUUAUCACAGGUAGAGAUGACGGGCAGUAGCAUAUUCGAUUACAUUCAUCAAGCUGACCAUGCAGAAAUGGCUGAACAACUAGGGCUGUCACUCGCAGGCCGAGGCGGUGCAGGGCUAAACAGCCCAGCAUCAGGCAGUGAAGAGGGCAGUCAACAUGGAACUAAUAACCCUGACGUGUCAGCACAAAUGACGUUAGCAGCAAGUGGAUCAUUGUACAGAGGAAUGGAUAGAGCUUUCUGCAUCAGAAUGAAGAGUACGCUCACAAAACGGGGUUGUCAUUUCAAGUCGUCAGGAUAUAGGGUGGUGCUAAUGCUCUGUAGACUACGGCCGCAAUAUACGUUCUCCCACAGUCGGAAGACACCACCCUCUCUUCUAGGAAUGGUGGCGUUAGCUAUCGCUCUGCCACCACCCUCCGUUCAUGAGAUACGACUGGAGUCCGACAUGUUUGUUACAAGAAUCAAUUUCGACUUCCGAAUAGCGCAUUGCGAACCCAGCAGGGUUCAGGAGUUACUGGGCUAUACGGCAGAGGAGCUUACGGGGAAGAACCUGUAUGCUCUAUGUCAUGGUGAAGACGCCAAUAAACUUAGGAAAUGCCAUGUAGAUUUAAUGAACAAAGGUCAAGUGCUUACCCACUACUAUAGAAUAAUGAAUAAACUGGGCGGUUACACCUGGAUGCAGACUUGUGCGACGGUUGUUUGCUCCUCUAAAAAUGCAGAAGAGCAGAAUAUUAUUUGCGUCAAUUAUGUUAUCAGUGGACGAGAAUACCCGAAUACAGUAAUGGACUGCUGCCAGUUAGAAGAAAGCGUACAAGGUGUUAAAAGGGAAGAGUCUACUGGGGAUCCUGAAAAUGGUCCCCCAGAUGCAGAUGCGCCCGGUGCCCCACCUCCCUCAGCAAGACACGCAACGGAAAGAACAGAACCCCCGUCUAAUAACGAUUCUGCCGCAAAUGCACCACCUACGUCAGAUGUAACUCAUCUUACCAGACUGAGCGACUCACAACCUGUACCUCUUCACACUACUCCAGAAAGAACUUCCCCUAUGCCAGCACGAAGACUGAAAAAACGUAAACACACAACAGAGGAAGAUGAAGAUAGAGAGGAGGAAAGACGAAAAAGCUCGUCAAAUCCGGGUACUGCAAUAUCCCCAGUAGAACGUGACAUGUCAAAAACAAUAUCUAUGCCAGAAAGUACGGACGCGACUUCAGUCAGAGAUUUGGAGAAUGCCAUGUCAAAACAUUUGCCUUCUGUGGGUUUAGACAAAGAAAUUUCUCACAGGCCGACGGAUUUCUCAACGGAUGCUUUACUGAAGCAACAACAGCAGAAAUCUACCAUACAGUGGAUAGGCACGCAAAAUCACGCCUUAAAUCAUUUGAAUAGACAAAUUCCCGGAAACCAUUCAUCAACACCCGCAUCGGCGCUGCUGAGGCAGUUGUAUGCUAAUCGGGAAAGUGUUAUUAGAAGUAAUUUCCUGGGAGAUGCGAGGUCAGGAGGAUAUUACUCGGGAGACGGCCAGACUGGACCUUUACCCACGCCUCCUGGCAGUGAAGGUUCUGGCUAUAGCGAACAAUUAGGCCACAAAGGCACAGAUAUCGGGUCACUAGCGUAUGGCUACGCGGACUACCAUUCAGCAAUGACCCCGCCUGGCUCGGUUUCUCCGAGAGAUAAACAACAAUACGCUCUGCCAUAUGAUAAUAACGCUUAUUCAGAGGCAUUAAGGCACUCCUAUUUAGGAGACACGCCAUUGCCUUUAAAACCCCAGGCGUAUUCCGCGGUCCCAGGUGCGUUGGACUAUGCGUCAUCGCUAGACCAGUCACAAUUUUUCCAUCCAGCGCCAUCGUUCCAUCUCUAUCACCCGCAGGCGCAUUCGCAUCCGUCUCACUCACACCAACCCGUAGAUAAGUCCGCUCCACCAAAUACUAAUUGGUAUUCAACGAGUUCAUAG
This is a messenger RNA of Pieris macdunnoughi, 2544 nucleotides long. The record is from the annotation of a GenBank genome assembly. NCBI's taxonomy places the organism in Eukaryota, Metazoa, Arthropoda, Insecta, Lepidoptera, Pieridae.